This is a messenger RNA of Xylona heveae TC161, 1942 nucleotides long. RefSeq names its product F-box domain-containing protein. The transcript has 2 exons. The coding region runs from base 235 to 1830 and encodes 531 amino acids. Lineage: Eukaryota; Fungi; Ascomycota; Xylonomycetes; Xylonales; Xylonaceae. The record is from RefSeq and is a predicted model, not a curated record.
GUUUGCCGUGGACACGCACCACUUGUCACUUUGCGGUUCAACGUCCCUAUCCCGUUUACUCUGCAAGUCGCAGAAUUCAGAAGGGGAAUAACUACAUUGAAAGUAUUUUGCCGCUUUUGAGCCCAUGAGACCCGGUCAAUUGCUCUUACACCAUCAAUCUUCUCGACCCACAUUAUUUAGCGCACUUGAGGGCCAGCUGGCAGAGGUUGUUCACCUCUCAUUGCAAUUUCUAGAAUGGCAAAGCCGCCGGGCAUUCUGAAAUUGCCCAACGAUCUUUUGCGUGACAUUCUAGAUCAUAUCGAGGCCGAUCCAGAAAAAUCGGUCAACAUUGACCGACGAGCAUAUCUAUCGGUCGAAAGCUUCAGACCGCCAUGCCCACCGCCGCGAGCUCAACUGCAAGAUGUGGGCCACUUCAGGUUGGUAUGCCGACGGUUCUCCGCGCUCGGAAUUCCAUACCAGUUUACCCGCGUGACAACCAGAUUCAGCCGUCAAGGUUUUCAACGAUUGGAGAAGAUCUGCGGCCGGCCAUCACUUGCUCGCCAUGUGAAGAAAUUCAGCUAUAUGGUGCCUUAUUUCUAUGUUGAAGGCAGGGAUCAACUACGAGAGCUUUUCCGAGAGUCUCGAGGGGACCUAGGUGCGCUUGAUGCCAAUCAUUUUCUGCGCAAAUGCAAUGAUCAAAAAGACAUCAUCCGCACCAAGGAGGAUAUCCGAGCUCUCAAUCGUGCCAUGGCGGCCUUUACGGCCCUACAGCACGUACAAAUCCUAAGGCUUCAGGAUGAGGCAGACCGGCGACUCCUCGAGUAUCUCAGUGAUAACCGCGAAGUCGCGACAAUCCGAGUGGAUCUUCAAUGGACUCCGGCAUGUUUGCGGGCUUUGAGAACAGUAGGCCGCGCCCUCCUCAAAGGGUCAUCUCCAUUUUCACGAUUUUCGGUACCAGCCCUCAGCCCACCUUCGGUUUCCGAGGUCGCACUCGAAACGGUCUCUAUCGGCAUGAUUUCGUCCCUGGCCGAGCGUCUCACCUGUCUUGAGCUUCAUUUUGACGAUGGCGUUGACCUUGACCACAAGAUGCGGGAGCUCUCACCUCUUUUCAAAGUCUUCUUCACCUCUGCAACCGCGAUGCAAGCCGUUCAUGUUGGAUUUCCGUCGCGACAGCCUCUGAGCCUGAGACUAGAAGAGAUCUUCCAUGAAGUGCGAUGGGAUAAGCUGCGCGCAGUAGGCAUACAAGCAUGGCGCUUAAAUGCUGAUGAAAUUAUCGCACUCGCACGAAGACAUCGACGCACCUUACGCGGCCUACGACUUCGCGAUGUGCUUCUCAAAGAAGGUAGCCACUGGAAAGAUGUUCUGGGGAUGCUUCGGAAUGAGAUGGAGCUCUUGGACUGGGUCAGUCUACGAAGGAUUGGAUAUGCCAAGACGUUUGACGAGCUUUGGGCCGGAAGUAUGGAAAUUCGAGACGACGGGCCUGGCAGCGAUAGUGAUGAUGAAGACGAGUUCCCAGCACAUCUUAGUGAGGAUGACGGUGGAGAUGAGAUUGAAGGAGAAGGGUUCGGUCAUCAGGCUCACUUCAACCACGAUGUGGACCAAGAUGAGACCGAUAGCGAAGAUUAUGAUUCAGAAUUUAGCCAUGACGAUGAUAGUGAACAUGGCCCCGAAGCAAAUGAGCUCGCUUUGUCCCCUGACACUCCGUCCUCAGUACCCUGGUGCAACUGUGGCAGGAGACCGUAUCCAGACAGCGCGGAUGAUUUGGGCGACAAUGGCAUCACAGUGGAUUAUUUGCAACGCAAGCUUUGGGAAAAGUGGGUGGUUGGGCGUUGUCCAGAGCAUAGUCCAUGAAAUCCACGCUUUAGUGUAGGAUGGGUGCUCUGCUAUAAGAGGAAUCAUGGCCAAGAAUUUCGUCCCGAAACCUCUUGCUUGCAACGAGAAGGCGUUGAGUGGAGACGAUCAC